This is a messenger RNA of Sphaerodactylus townsendi, 840 nucleotides long. It is a transcript of the gene CBY3, whose product is annotated as chibby family member 3. The coding region runs from base 284 to 766 and encodes 160 amino acids. The record is from RefSeq and is a predicted model, not a curated record. The transcript has a single exon. NCBI's taxonomy places the organism in Eukaryota, Metazoa, Chordata, Lepidosauria, Squamata, Sphaerodactylidae.
GAACAUAUUAUCUCUAUGUUCAAUUGCUGCAGAACAGAAGGUCUUAUCUGGAACCCUUAUUUCUAAUUUAGAGUAUAGUUUCCACAACAAUGUAAUUCUUUAUUCCUACUUAAUCUAAAAAAAUGCAUCUUUUUCUACAUGAUGUCUCAAAUUACUGUGGUAUCAAAAAAGAAAGCUAGCAGGUUAUAUGGUUCCGUCUUGAUUAAGUGGCAGAGUGAUUUCUGUUGUUCCAUAACUUUCUCCUGCAGGACUCUUAUUGGCAUUACUCCAUCACUAGUUCCCCAUGGAAGUCUUUCCUCAUAUUCUGCAAGAAAUGCGUGAUUACUGGGCUGAUCAUUUCUCUCGCAGAUUUUACCCCAGGAGGCCUCCACUUCGACGAGCUGCCACUUUAUCUACUUUCUACCUCUUGGACUACAAAACCAGGCGAACUGAACUGGGAAUGGAUUAUGGUUUUCCAUGUGCUCAGCUGAGCAAAGCAAAGCUUGUCUUCCAGGGUGGUGAGUGGCAGGGCAGCAGUGUUCCCCAGCAAAUGCCCUUACUGGAGUUACUUUCUUCUCCUGACAAGAAAUCACCUUACAAGGGACUAAAGAAAGAGAACAAAGCUCUACUGGAGGAGAAUAAUUAUUUGAAGUUACAACUUGAGCUGCUGAUGGACAUGCUGACAGAGACCACAGCUCGACUGCAUACACUAGAGAAAAAGCUGGACACAACUCCAUGGCGUCCCAAGAUAAAAAAGACAAACAAGGUGCUGAUGCUUCGGUCUUAAUAUUUCAGACAUUAGAUCUGAGAGUUCAGCAUUUCUGAAGUCAUUUGCCUUCUUAUGUGCAAACCCACAAUAAA